Cercopithifilaria johnstoni is the source of this 1308-nucleotide messenger RNA. The record is from the annotation of a GenBank genome assembly. Lineage: Eukaryota; Metazoa; Nematoda; Chromadorea; Rhabditida; Onchocercidae.
AUGACGAAAACUGUGAGCACAAAUUUCGGAGAACCACUGAGUAUUGAAUCCAAAAAACUGGUAGAUGAAGUACGUCUGAAAAUUAAGCACGCAAUACAUUCUAAUUUUGACAAUGACUUUAACAUUUAUCGUUUCGUGUUAGCUUGUGAAAGAAUACUGAAGAAAAAGAAAGAUGUUGUGGUUACUGCUGCCAAAGCCCUCAACAAUCAUUUGCGCAUUCGAAAGGCAUUUAAUUUGGAUAAUCUGCCAGAUCUUCCAUUUCCCGAAAAUCCCAUAUAUUCUCUCAAAUUGUUUCCGAUGGGAAGUAUUUUGAAUGUAACAGAUAAUUACAAUAGAUUGUUAUGGUAUGUGGAGUAUAAGACAGUCAAUGUUGAGGCUAUGGCUCAUACACUGCGCAGUUCGGAAUCUAUACGCUUACAAUUUCGUCAAUUCGAACAUAUGCUCAAAAGAGUCAAUCAACAAGAAAAGAAAACAGGCCGAUUAAGUGGUCUAAGACAUAUCAUUGAUCUGAAUGGCUAUGAAAUUAAUCCGUUCACUAUGAUCUUCGCUACGAAUGGCAAUUUAGCUUAUUUCUCUCAGCUGCUUCAUUUUGACAAUUAUCCUGAACUAGUAAGCCCGGUGGAGAUGGUAAAUAUCUCGAAAUGGAUUCAUGUACCUUACAAAAUUGCACGAACAAUGAUGCCUGAUAGCUUCAUAGAACGUUUCCGAUUACACGAUGAACAUUUCUUGUCUAAUUUACUAAAAGAGAUUAAAAUUGAAGAUAUUCCCGUAACUUUAGGAGGCAAAAAUGAGGAAAUUCAAUGUCAACCAGCAGCACAAGAACAAUGUGUCAGGUCGAGAAGCCUCGAGUCACCAAGCAAUUUGGAAACAAUUACAAUUUCACCAGGAAAACGACAUCAAAUUUAUGUGGAUGUAAAAGAGAUAGGAUACAGACUACAGUGGUAUUUUACUACGGAUAAUGAUAUCAAUUUCGGCAUUUUUUACGAGCCUCCACACCAAAUCCCACCAUCAAACGGAGCGAUAAGUGGUAUGCGACAAGAGAAAGAUAUUGACACUGAUAAACUAGAAAUGAUUUACCCAUGGCUCAGAUUGAGCGCGAGACUAGUACCUGAAGCGGAUUCAAUAGAAUGCAUAACACCAGGUCGUUACUGGAUAAUUAUUUGUAAUAAAUCAUCUUGGAUGCGUCGAAAAACAGUGAACCUAAUUAUUCAGCUAGUGUACAAGGAUAGUAGCUAUGCCAAACGGUGUCACAGCGAUGGAACAUUUGGCAGCUGUUCAGAACCAUUCGUCACUGAUCGUUUGUUAUAA